AUGUAUCUUUGGUAUAAUGCAGAAGACGUCGAGAGGCGCGCUGGCGCCACUCCGUCUUCUCUCCCAGCCCCUGCUGCGCCGGCCGGCCCGCCAUCUGCCGGUACCGCCGCUCCUCCCAUCCCCGCCGCCGCUCAGCAGCCUCUGGUCGACCUAGAGUCGGCGCUGACCUGCUUCGCCGGCGCCGUCAGGCUCGCUGCCCCGGCCGCCCAGGACCAUCCUCUGACAAUGCUCGCCGGCGCCGCCAGCGCCCUCCUCCACCGGGUUGAGGCCCUGAAUAGGGCACUCCCCGCGCCUGCCAACGCCCCUGCCUCUGUCUCCGCCCACCCCUCCAUCCAUUCCACCGCCUCCGCCUCCGCCUCGACCACCCAGGCGGAAAGCUCCUCCGCCCGCCAAGAGGUCCGCCGCCGCCAUCGAAGCGAGCACUAG
This is a messenger RNA of Nannizzia gypsea CBS 118893, 426 nucleotides long. RefSeq lists its product as hypothetical. The transcript has a single exon. The coding region runs from base 1 to 426 and encodes 141 amino acids. The record is from RefSeq and is a predicted model, not a curated record. Lineage: Eukaryota; Fungi; Ascomycota; Eurotiomycetes; Onygenales; Arthrodermataceae.